Messenger RNA from Neurospora crassa OR74A, 3568 nucleotides. RefSeq lists its product as hypothetical. Lineage: Eukaryota; Fungi; Ascomycota; Sordariomycetes; Sordariales; Sordariaceae. The record is from RefSeq and is a predicted model, not a curated record. The transcript has a single exon. The coding region runs from base 1024 to 3129 and encodes 701 amino acids.
AUAUCCUUGUCGUCGUCACCGAGGAACAUUGGAAUAGAGGGGAAAUGGAAGGGAUUGUACGCCCAGCUGGAAGUACUGAGGAGGGAGGGGGGGCCGAGGGGCUUUUCUUAUGAGUUGUGAGCUUGUCAUACAUCACACACGACUGGAUCGAUCCAGACAAACAGGAAUGAACCGGUUGGGUGUUGCCGGUUACUGUGCGAUUUCGGUUUCAUCAGCUCCUCCUAGACUUCCCGUCGGGGAAUGCAUGUGGAUAGUAGGAUGGCCUCGAGGACGGGGGCAUGGAUGACGGACCGCGCGGCGACGGGGCUUCGAGGAGUGUGUCCUCCGUCAGUUCAAAAUGUUGUUGUUGUUGUUGUUGUUGUUGCUGGGCGGGUGUUGUGUGUGUGAGGAGGAGGAGGAGCAUGGGAGGAGCAUGGCUCAUGGCGCUUCCACAACGCUUCCCCUCCUCAGACCCUCCCUCUCUCCCAUAUUUUCAUACCACACUACAACCUAGACUAGUGUACAGUAUCUUUCACCAACCUAACUAACUCAUCUACCACCAACUGGCAACGACUGGUCUUCCGUCCGUCAAUAGUUGCCCUUCCUGAUCCGCCAGCCCUCCCGCCCACCCUACUUGCCGCCGUCGCCACCAGCACGCACCCGUACCACAUAGUGACACUACUAUCCGGCACACGUAAAAGGAUCUGCUGCUCGUUGGGCCCAUCAUGUCACAUCAUUUACUAUACUACUACCGUUCUAUAUAGCCGCCCGUGUCCCCCCCUCGGCAUCCCCCCUUCCCCUACGCACGUUUUUUAUUAUUCUUCUCUGUUGUUUUUCGCUUUACCGGUUCUAGAUUCCUCAGAGGGUCUCCAGCCUGCCAGUUGCUCAGUUGGUGGGCUUUGACGACUCUGUGGAAUUUGGUUUGCCUCUCUCUCGAAGGAAGUACAUACUUCCAUUGCAAACGGUUAUAAACAACAAGGGUUGAGAGAAGCAAGCACGGGAACCGGAACAAACCGAGUGAGAAACCAACCCGACAUUCUGGAAAUGUCGACUCAUCAAUCCCAGCCCAGCAGCCCACCCAAGAGGCCAAGGCUUUCCCUUCAGAUCAAGACCUUUAAUGGUUCGAGUGUCAGGACAUCCAGGACGCUGGCCGCCGCCGUGGAUGUCAAGUCUCCUACAGCCUUCAACACGCUGUCGAAUGUCUACGCCACCGCUGUGGAUAGGUCGACGCCAAUCCAGGAGCAUGCCCCGGCAACAGCGCUAUCAGGGGGGAAGCCGAUGCUGCGCCUCCAAACCCAGGAGGCUGGCCAAAAUGGCGGAGCAGCAGUAUCCAAGGACCGUCGUCUACAAACGCCUUAUUUGGGCCCAUAUCUCGACACUCCUCUGACGGCGCAACCAAUGUCACCUGCCAUUGCAACAGCACAAAGCCAGAUGAUCUUCCCUAGUGCCAUGACGGCGACACCACCAUUAUCCGCCCAGCCGCAAGAACAGAACGGCCCUCGCGUGUUCACCUUUGAUUCCAGCAACAACACAAACAACAACUACAGCAUGGCACAGCCGUCACUUAGCAUCAAUACUACCUCCACCUCACAGGCAUCAGAGAUGGCUUCUUGCUCAGAAACGCCCAGGAGGCGAACCACCUUCCCAUCCAACGUCAAGCUCCCCUACACCCACCCGCGUUCCCUCCGCAGCAUCCUUCGCAACAGCCCUCUCGCACCUUUAACCUGCCAAUCCCCCAACUCAUCUAGACGGCAGUCGCUCCGGCUCCAGGAAAAGGCCGCUCGGCGGGUGGCCUACCACAGCCCGCUGUGCGAGACUAUUACCACGAGCAAGUACACCAAGUCGCACGUGGACCUGCUAGCCGAAGACUCCGGGACGCCCACCACGCCCACGGGGGCUAGGUCCAUCUCAUCAUCCUCAUCUUCAUCAUCAUGCUCCUCCUCGUCAGAGGGCGAGGAGCUGCUAGACCAAACCAUGGCCUACACCGGCGGCAACGAGACCCGCGACGGGGGCCAGACUCCGGGACCCUAUGAGGAGAUGCGCAGGCGCAUGGCGGGCAUGCACGCGUCGACGCCCAUCUCGCUUUCGCCGACGAGCGGGGGGAUACGCAAGAACCGCGGCUUGCAAGGAAAGAAAAGGGAGAAGAAGCGGAGGUGGGUGUGGACGAUUGGGAAGGAUGCCGAGGACGCGGAGCUGGAGGAGUGCGGGAGUCCGGUGGUGCCGUGGACGGCAAGGCCGGAGCUAUCGAACGCGGUAGCUGCUGCUGCUGCUGCUGCUGCUGCUGCUGAAAGAAAGGAGGCCAUGGUGGGCGUGCCGGUGUUGGCGGUGCCUGUGCCGCCAAGCAGGGCGAGGACGAGGGCGCAGACGCAGGCGCAGUCGGUGCAGACUGUUGUUACUGGGAACAAGGCGGCAGCUGUGGCUGCGGCUGUGGCAUUGCAAAUACCCCAGUUGCCGGUGCCGGGGCCGACUACUAGCAGCGGGAGAAGGCUAAGGCCGGCUUUGAGUUUGCCUCCUUCUUCCAUGUCGACUUUGCCUGUUCCUGGGCCUGUUGUGCCUGCAGUGUCUACGCCCGUGGCUGCUGCUGCUGCUCCAGCACUGCCCUUGGUGCAACAGCAAACACAAACACAACAAUCACCACCACCACCAUCACCCCCCCAGAAACAUCAGCAACCCGAGCCCCAUCAGCAGCAGCAGUCGUCCCGCGCCACACUCACCCCUGAACCCACCCUUCCUCACAUUGAACCCCACACCCCCAGCAUGGAAUCCGUCACCAGCAUGACGAGCAUCAUGUCCCAAGCCGAGUCUAUGCUAUCCGAGGACUCUGUAUUCGACACCUCGUCCGUGUACAACGGGGACGUGGAGAUGUCGGAUGCGAGCAGUGUUGGCUAUGAUGAUGACCCUGCUGGUGAUAACGAGUCUACGUUUGGUGGUGGUGGUGCGGAUGGGGAAGAACAACAUGGGGGCAAUAACCACAACAACAGCGUCUACAAGAAGUACUUGAAAGUAAAUGGUGGUGGUAAGCGAGGAGGAGCAAGUGUGGAUCAGCCAUGCCACUCGUCGGAUAUGGAUACGGAUAUGGAUAUGGAUACGCCUACGGUUGGGGGAAGGCCGGGGUAUGCGGUGGAGAGGUUGGGGUUGGGGAUUUGUUAGUUAGCUACCUAUGUAGCGUGGUUAGAUAGAUGGGAAAGAGCAUAAGAUGGAUACUGGGUUAUGGGAGGUUUAGCUACUGCUUACUUGGUUGUUGUCAUGUUUUUGGGUUUAGGUGUAAAAGGGGUCUGGAAAGGGAAUGGUUUUGAUAUGGUUAUGGGUAUGGUUAUGGAUAUGAACAUGAACGUGAUGAUGGAUGGAUGGAUGGAUGGAUGGAAAUGAACUCCUUUUGGGAAUAUGAAGGCGUAAAUCAACAGAGCAUUUUCACAUACAUUCGUUGUACAAGCACCACCUCUAUUUCUUUAUCAAUCAUGCCGUGAUUCCUCAUCUUCCCAUCAUUGUCUGUACGUACCCUCUGGAUAGCAGAGGACGCAGGUUUGGCUGACGAUGCUAUCUACUGUGUAUCAGCACCUUUGGUCUCUAAUCCAUCUAUAUUUCCACG